CCCCGCUGGCUGCCCCUGAACGGCUCCGCCGGCGCGGAGGGCAGCGCUGGGGGCCGCGGGAACGCCACGGGGCGCCGCGCCCGCCUCCGCAACCCCUUCUACCCGCUGACCGAGGAGUCGUACGGCGCCUACGCCGUGAUGUGCCUCUCCGUGGUGAUCUUCGGCAUCGGCAUCAUGGGCAACAUGGCAGUGAUGUGCAUCGUCUGCCACAACUACUACAUGCGGAGCAUCUCCAACUCCCUGCUGGCCAACCUGGCCUUCUGGGACUUCCUCAUCGUCUUCUUCUGCCUGCCGCUGGUCAUCUUCCAGGAGCUCACCAAGAAGUGGCUCCUCGAAGACUUCUCCUGCAAAAUCGUCCCGUACAUCGAGGUGGCCUCUCUGGGAGUCACCACGUUCACCCUCUGCGCCCUCUGCAUCGACCGGUUCCGUGCUGCCACCAACGUGCAGAUGUAUUACGAGAUGAUCGAGAACUGCACCUCCACCACGGCCAAGCUGGCCGUCAUCUGGGUGGGCGCCCUGCUGCUGGCCCUGCCGGAGGUCGUGCUGCGCCAGCUGACCAAGGAGGACCCCGAAUACAGCGGCAGCCCACCGGGGGAGCGGUGCGUGGUGAAGAUAUCCACCGCGCUCCCCGACACCAUCUACGUGUUAGCUCUCACUUACGAUGGGGCAAGACUCUGGUGGUACUUUGGCUGCUAUUUUUGUUUGCCUACCCUGUUCACUAUUACCUGCUCCCUGGUAACAGCCAGGAAAAUCAGGAGGGCAGAAAAGGCUUGCACAAGAGGGAACAAGCGACAGAUUCAGCUGGAAAGUCAGAUGAACUGCACAGUGGUGGCUCUGACCAUUUUAUAUGGGUUUUGCAUCAUUCCCGAAAAUAUUUGCAACAUCGUGACUGCCUACAUGUCCACAGGGGUCUCCCGGCAGACUAUGGACCUCCUCCAUCUCAUUAGUCAGUUCCUUUUGUUCUUUAAGUCCUGUGUUACCCCAGUUCUCCUUUUCUGUCUCUGUAAACCUUUCAGCCGGGCCUUUAUGGAGUGUUGCUGUUGCUGCUGUGAUGAAUGCAUCCAGAAAUCUUCAACAGUGACGAGUGAUGACAAUGACAAUGAGUACACCACAGAACUGGAGCUCUCCCCUUUCAGUACCAUCCGUCGCGAAAUGUCCACUUUUGCCUCCGUGGGGACUCACUGUUAAUUGACCUUCAGCCUUUAUUUCCUGUAUCUUUUUCUUUUUUCUUUUUUCUUUUUUUUCUUUUUACUUCACACUUUUCUUCUUGAAGCAAAGUGCAAGAAAAAAAAAAGGUUAUUAUUGAAACUACUCUGGAAACCAAUCUGCAUAUUAACAGUCGUGCUUUGGAAAAUAAUUUGUUUGGUUAUUCAAAUGAAAGAAAGAGAGAGAGAAGGAGAGCCAGCACUCAGUUUUAUAUCACUAUAUUUUGUAUGGUGCUAGGAUUUCAUUGGCUGGGGAGGAGAAUACAUAUCAAAUCCACUUUUAUUUAAUUCCAUAGUUUGGGUGGGGGUUUUUUGUAAUCACUGUAAAAUGAUUAUAUAGACAUUGUGGGUUUUGCAAGAUGUUUCAUGUAAAAGAUGUGGUGGAAAGUAUUUGAAGGUAGUUUUAAUCCAAUUACUGUACACUAUUGUGAGAGGACUUGGACUUCAGAAGAUUUAUAAAGUAGCAUUUAAAUAAAUGAGGUUUUAUUAUUUAACUUCAUUGUCAAUUGGCAUUUAACAAGGA
Calidris pugnax (ruff) is the source of this 1728-nucleotide messenger RNA. It is a transcript of the gene GPR37, whose product is annotated as G protein-coupled receptor 37 (endothelin receptor type B-like). Gene Ontology annotation, molecular function: G protein-coupled peptide receptor activity; prosaposin receptor activity. The annotation marks the transcript as partial. Gene Ontology annotation, cellular component: signaling receptor complex; plasma membrane. The transcript is spliced from 3 exons. Gene Ontology annotation, biological process: positive regulation of MAPK cascade; adenylate cyclase-inhibiting G protein-coupled receptor signaling pathway. Lineage: Eukaryota; Metazoa; Chordata; Aves; Charadriiformes; Scolopacidae. The record is from RefSeq and is a predicted model, not a curated record.